AUGUCAUUCAAACCCCACAACCAAUACCGGGCCAUCUUCUUGGAAAAUGUCAAGAAAUACGGGUCUCAAGGGUGGGAAGAAGUGUUCAACCGCGUUUCCGUCCAGUUCUGCGCAGACAACCGGAAGAACAUCACCGGCCGUGUUCUCGUACAAGUAUCGCCUAGCCACGUUCACGAUAAGCAGCAGGUCUUGGAUCAAUGCCAUGCGUAUGACCGAGCCUUCAGAGACCACGGCAUCACACGUGAUCAAUACGCGAUCAAGAUCGCAUCGACGGGCCCAGGCUUGGCUGCUGCCAAGAUUCUGACCGAGGAGGGAAUUAGAACUUUGGGAACUUCGAUGUUUAGCCUUCCGCAGGCCAUUGCGGCCAGCCAAGCGGGAUGUCUUUUCGUGAGCCCGUAUCUCAAUGAGGUCGCCGCUUACGAAGAUGACUCCUUGAUGCACAAGGGAGAUGAUCCCGCAAUGACGCACCCGAUGGCUCCCCGUUUAGUCCAUAUUUUGGAGACUUACGCCAAGAUGUACCAAGCAACGGGAAAGGACCAGCCCCUUAUCGUCAUUGCGAGUAACGCGAACAUUGGUGAGAUCAUUGCCACGGCCGAAUUGGGUUGCCAGCACAUCACAAUUCUCGCCCAUCACCUCGAGGAACUUCAGAACACGACCUUCGACGAUACUGCACUAUCAAAAUACCCCUUCUUGAAAGAUCCUCCUCCCAAGAGGCAACCUCCGUACUACAAGGACUUCAAGACAAGAGACAGGCUUCAAGGGCAUAUGAAGAUUGACCCCUUGACUGGGCCCACGUGGGACGGCAAGUUCGCCAGCACUGAGACGGAUUGGCUAGCGAAUGAUGGCGAAGCGCUGUCGAAGGCAAUUGAGGCGGAUCCAGCAGUUGUGAAGAAGUUGAAGGAUGUUUUCAAGGCUUUCGGAGACGCGGAUGUGAAGGCUAAGGCUGCCAUAGAGAGCGAGAUUGCUAACCUUAAAGGUUAA
This is a messenger RNA of Colletotrichum chrysophilum, 981 nucleotides long. RefSeq lists its product as uncharacterized. Gene Ontology annotation, biological process: carbohydrate metabolic process; pentose-phosphate shunt, non-oxidative branch. The transcript has 6 exons. The coding region runs from base 1 to 981 and encodes 326 amino acids. The record is from RefSeq and is a predicted model, not a curated record. Gene Ontology annotation, molecular function: transaldolase activity. Gene Ontology annotation, cellular component: intracellular anatomical structure. Lineage: Eukaryota; Fungi; Ascomycota; Sordariomycetes; Glomerellales; Glomerellaceae.